Messenger RNA from Cynara cardunculus var. scolymus (artichoke), 2308 nucleotides. Its product is annotated as cactin. The record is from RefSeq and is a predicted model, not a curated record. Gene Ontology annotation, molecular function: protein binding. Gene Ontology annotation, biological process: mRNA cis splicing, via spliceosome. The coding region runs from base 73 to 2082 and encodes 669 amino acids. The transcript is spliced from 13 exons. Gene Ontology annotation, cellular component: cytoplasm; spliceosomal complex. Lineage: Eukaryota; Viridiplantae; Streptophyta; Magnoliopsida; Asterales; Asteraceae.
GAAACCCUAAAACCCUCUAUCAGGGGUCAAUCUUUUUCUUGCGACCUUGAAGGUUUCGGAAGGCAAAAAUCAAUGAUGGGCAGUAGUAGGAGGAGCAAGAGAGAAGAAUCCAGACGAAGACAUAUCGAUGAUGAUGACGAUGAUUCACCCUCCAUCUCAGAUGAAUCCGACAGCCAUGAUUCUUCUCCUCGACGACGUCCUUCGGGGAGAAGCAGGGACCGUAGCCGCAGUAGCAAGCGCAGCCGGCGUCGGGACUCUGAUGACGACGACUCCGAAGAUGAUUCUGAUGACCACAGGAGCAAGAAGAAAAAGAAGGGGACGGGAUCGUCAAAGAAGAUUAGUGAAGAGGAGAUCGCCGAGUAUCUAGCCAAAAAAGCUCAGAAGAAGGCAAUGAAAGUAGCAAAGAAGCUGAAAUCUCAGACAGUUUAUGGUUAUGCCAAUGACUCGAAUCCAUUUGGUGAUUCCAAUCUCAACGAGAAGUUUGUGUGGAGAAAGAAGAUCGAGCGUGAUGUUACUCAAGGAGUUCCUCUUGACAUGUUCUCUGUUAAAGCUGAAAAAAAGAGACAGAAAGAAAGGAUGGCUGAAAUUGAAAAGGUUAAAAAGAGAAGGGAGGAAAGGGCUAUUGAAAAAGCACAGCAUGAGGAGGAGAUGGCAUUGCUGGCUAGAGAGCGUGCUCGGGCUGAGUUCCAAGACUGGGAAAAGAAAGAAGAAGAGUUUCAUUUCGAACAAAGCAAAGUUCGAUCUGGUAUACGGUUGCGUGAAGGGCGUAUCAAGCCAAUUGAUAUACUUUCUAAGCAUCUUGAUCCUUCUGAUGAAAAUGAUAUAGAGAUAGAGGAGCCAUACAUGGUCUUUAAGGGUUUGACAGUUAAAGAGAUGGAAGAGCUUCAUGAGGACAUAAAAAUGCAUCUAGAGAUGGACACUGGAACACCAACACAUAUACAAUAUUGGGAGGCACUUCUGGUGGUUUGUGACUGGGAAUUAGCUGAGGCACGUAAAAAAGACACAUUGGAUCGAGCUAGAGUCAGAGGUGAACAACCACCUGUGGAGCUACUUGCAGAAGAAAGAGGUUUGCACUCAAGUAUCGAGGCAGAUGUGAGGAACCUUCUCGAUGGCAAAUCAUUCGUCGCACUUGAAGCUCUUCAGUCCCAGAUUGAGUCACAGAUGCGUUCUGGCACUGCUAAGGUUGUCGAGUAUUGGGAAGCUGUUCUUAAACGUCUUCACAUCUAUAAAGCAAAGGCUUGCUUAAAGGAAAUUCACAAUAUGAUGUUGCGUAAGCAUUUAGAACGCCUUGAGCCAUAUGCUACUUAUGGGGAUGUUGAGAGAGACAAAACCGUCUCACCAAAAGUGGAGGAAGAAUCUGAUCAUGCUCACGAGGACGAUGAAGUCCCUCUCUCUCCAGAACCAAUACCAAAUGACGAGUCAAUGGAGGAGGAAGAAGCUGGUUCAUUUUCACCAGAAUUAUUGCACGAGGAUGAAAAUGAUGAAGCAAUUGACCCCGAAGAGGAUAGGGCUAUAUUGGAAAGGAAGCGUAUAGCUGUAGUGGAAGAACAGCAGCGUAAAUUUCAAGAAGCAAUGGCUAUGCGACCACCUCCCUCUGAGGAUAAUUUAGAGAUGAGGGCCGUCAAAAUCAUGGGAGCCAUGGAUAAUGGUGACGAAGUGUUUGGAAACAGCGAUGAAGUGAAUGUGGACUCGCAGGUAUACUGGUGGCAUGACAAAUAUCGACCUAGAAAACCAAAGUAUUUUAACCGAGUGCACACUGGAUACGAGUGGAACAAAUACAACCAGACUCACUACGAUCAUGACAAUCCGCCCCCAAAGAUCGUGCAAGGUUACAAGUUCAAUAUAUUCUACCCGGAUCUUGUUGACAAAACAAAAGCUCCCAUUUACACGAUAGAGAAGGACGGUGAUAGCGCUGAAACCUGCAUCAUUCGAUUCCAUGCUGGCCCACCCUAUGAGGAUAUCGCGUUUCGCAUUGUUAACAAAGAAUGGGAGUAUUCCCACAAGAAGGGAUUCAAAUGCACCUUUGAGCGUGGAAUCUUGCACGUAUAUUUCAACUUCAAACGGUACAGGUACCGUCGAUGAGUGUUUGGUGUUGCUGCGAAUCCGACGAUGAUGAACGGUAUGAUGAGUACAUGCCACUUCUUUGACUUGUAAUUUGAGCAUAGAUGGUUGUACCUUUGAGGAUGAUUUCGUCGUUUAACCCACCGAGUUAUUGUUGUUUCUUCUGGUUUUAUUAUUUACAUGAUAUUUAAAAUGUAACAAUGAUAAAUUUUUAAACAAUGUUGAUCAUAUUUUAAGAGAACUGAUU